Molecule: messenger RNA, 2831 nt
Organism: Telopea speciosissima
Lineage: Eukaryota; Viridiplantae; Streptophyta; Magnoliopsida; Proteales; Proteaceae
Product: potassium transporter 6-like
Exons: 8
Coding region: 213-2543 (776 amino acids)
Biological process (GO): potassium ion transmembrane transport
Cellular component (GO): membrane
Molecular function (GO): potassium ion transmembrane transporter activity
Source: RefSeq, a predicted model, not a curated record
UAUUCUGGCGUUUCGUGUUUCUUUUUCUCUAAUAUGUCUCCUUUUUAGAGUUGUAGUUGUUCAACUGUUGUUCAUAUUCUUGUAAAGUUUGCUUUUUUUAAAAACUAAUUCCAUUCUGUUCUUAGAAUGCGAUUUCUGUUUGGGUUGUUGAUAUAUCGAAUUUAGUCUCAGUGUAAGAGAAUGUGUUUUGAGAUUUGAGUGAGCUCCUCGGUAUGGAUCUAGAGAAUGGGAUUUAUGGCAAUCGUGUUAAGAAGGAUUCAUGGAGGACCGUCUUGACUCUAGCGUAUCAGAGUUUGGGUGUUGUAUAUGGGGAUUUGAGUACUUCUCCUCUCUAUGUUUACAAAAGCGCUUUUGCAGAGGAUAUUCACCACUCGGAGACGAACGAGGAGAUAUUCGGAGUUUUAUCUUUCGUGUUCUGGACGCUUACACUGAUUCCGUUGCUCAAGUAUGUGUUCAUCGUGCUCCGGGCUAACGAUAACGGUGAAGGUGGGACAUUUGCUUUGUAUUCAUUGCUUUGCCGGCAUGCUCGGGUCAGUUCCUUGCCCAACUGCCAAGUUGCAGAUGAGGAACUGUCAGAGUACAAGAAAGAUGGCAUUGGUACAAGGGGCAGGGGUAUUGGAUCGAGCUUAAAAUCCACGCUAGAGAAGCACAGGGUUUUGCAGAGGGUGCUGCUAGUUCUGGCUCUAAUUGGAACUUGUAUGGUCAUCGGUGAUGGAGUCCUCACUCCGGCCAUUUCUGUUUUCUCUGCAGUGUCGGGUCUUGAGCUUUCCAUGUCUAAAGAGCAUCACAAAUAUGUAGAGCUUCCGGUAGCCUGUAUCAUACUGGUAUUUUUGUUUGCUCUCCAACACUAUGGCACUCACCGUGUGGGAUUCCUGUUUGCACCAAUCGUUGUGACAUGGCUUUUCUGCAUCAGUGCAAUUGGUGUGUAUAACAUAUUCCACUGGAAUCCCCAUGUGUAUCAAGCUCUCUCUCCGUAUUACAUGUACAAAUUUUUGAAGAAGACCCAGAGGGGAGGUUGGAUGUCUUUAGGUGGUAUACUGUUAUGCAUAACAGGUUCAGAAGCUAUGUUUGCUGAUCUUGGACAUUUCUCUCAAUUAUCAAUCAAGAUUGCUUUUACCUCUGUGGUUUAUCCGUCCUUGAUACUCGCAUAUAUGGGACAAGCUGCUUAUCUAUCCAGGCAUCACGAUAUUGAAAAUCACUACCGGAUUGGAUUUUAUGUAUCUGUACCAGAGAGGAUAAGAUGGCCAGUUCUGGCAAUAGCCAUUCUUGCAGCAGUAGUUGGAAGCCAAGCCAUCAUUACGGGGACCUUCUCAAUCAUCAAGCAGUGCUCUGCCUUGGGCUGCUUCCCAAGGGUCAAAAUAGUUCACACAUCAUCUAAAAUACAUGGCCAGAUUUACAUUCCAGAAAUCAACUGGAUUUUAAUGCUGUUGUGCUUGGCAGUUACCAUUGGAUUCAGAGACACAAAACGGAUGGGUAAUGCUUCAGGUUUGGCAGUUAUAACUGUCAUGCUAGUCACCACUUGCCUGAUGUCUCUGGUUAUAGUUCUGGUGUGGAAUCGGAAUAUCCUUCUUGCUGUUUGCUUCAUAUUCUUCUUUGGAACCAUUGAGGCACUCUACUUCUCAGCCUCCCUCAUCAAGUUCUUUGAAGGGGCAUGGGUCCCUAUUGCCCUUGCCUUCAUCUUCCUGGUUGUCAUGCAUGUUUGGCACUAUGGCACACUCAAGAAGUAUGAGUUUGAUGUCCAAAACAAGGUCUCUAUCAACUGGAUCCUGAGCUUGGGGCCAGGUCUGGGGAUUGUACGUGUCAGGGGCAUUGGUCUUGUACACACUGAACUUGUAUCUGGGAUCCCCGCAAUUUUCUCCCAUUUUGUUACCAACCUUCCUGCCUUCCACCAAGUUCUAGUCUUCCUCUGUGUCAAGUCUGUCCCUGUUCCGCAUGUUCGGCCUGAGGAACGGUUCCUUGUAGGCCGCAUUGGUCCACGAGAGUAUAGGCUUUACAGGUGCAUUGCACGUUAUGGGUACCGUGAUGUGCACAAGGAUGAUGUAGAGUUUGAGAAGGACCUUGUUUAUAGCAUAGCAGAAUUUAUCCGGUCGGAGAAACCAGAGCACAAUGAAGGGGUGGACUCGGAGAAGGAUGAUGAGAGAAUGACAGUUGUUGGGACAUCUUCUGCAAAUUAUGAAGGGAUACAAAUGUGCGAAGAUGAUGAUGAUGUGGAUAAUGCUGAAGUCACAGGCCCAUCGGAGCUUAGGGAAAUACAGUCUCCAGUGGUGCAGAGGAAAAGAGUGAGAUUUGUGUUGCCCGAGAGCCCAAAGAUAGAUGAUGCUACACAGGACGAGCUUCAGGAUCUAAUGGAAGCAAGGGAGUCAGGGAUGGCAUUCAUACUAGGCCACUCCUAUGUAAGAGCUAAACGCGGUUCGAGCUUAAUAAAGAAGUUGGUGAUUAAUUUUGGGUAUGAUUUCCUGAGGAGGAACUGCAGGGGUCCAUCCUACACCCAUAACGUUCCUAAUGCUUCUACACUCGAGGUGGGGAUGAUCUACCAUGUUUGACUUUGUUUCUACAAUACCAUCUUGUAUUAUCUAUUGUGUAUAUCUUAGAUUUACAGUGAUGUCCAUGGUGGAUGAGAAGUGUUCUUUCCUGCCACGGAUUCUAAAUAGGGAAUGCAUAUCUGAGUGUAACUUUGAUGGUGAGGGAUGUGGUAGCCUGAAGGUCCACAUUGAUGCAAUUGUGAUAGAAUCACAAUUUGUAGCUAUCGGUGCAAGUCACCGAACUACUAUGACAGUGAAACCUACAUGCCCAACAAACCGGCCUGGGGGUUCUUAAUUUUGGGAAAUGAA